AUGUCAUAAGUUAAAUUUUCAGGUUUACCCUAAAAUCCUUAACUAAUAAACUCAAUUGAAUAAUUCUUGGUUGACUCCAAUACACUUAUUAGAAAUGUAAGUCUUUUCUAAUUUAGGGAUAUUAUCGUAAAUGUGUAUUACAUUUGGAUGGUUAAUAUAAAAAACUGCUACCAAUUGAAUCACCUUUACUUUUAAGAAUAAAAGUCUUGAGACGAUUAUAUUAUUGUACAUUGAUGUAUUUCAAAGUAAAAAUCAACAAGGGUGAAAUUAAUUAAGGUAAAAAUUAGUUUAUACUUUGGAAUCGGUUGUAAUUAUAUUUGAGAGAUUUUCAUGAUAAUAUUUCACUCUUGAAGAUCUAGUAUAAGAGUAAGUGAUAUUCAAAUUCUUAUUAGAAAAAUUUUACACUCAAGAAUUGAUAUCUUUAAUGAUUAAGGCAAUACUAUUUAGAUCUUAAUAUUAUUAAAAAAAUCAAUUAGUAGCAAGGGGUCUCUUGUAUUUUCAUUACCUUAAUAGUAGAAUAAUUGAAUAAGCAUAAAUUGAUAAAAUAAGGUUUUUCUUAAAUUUAUAAGGGUAAGAAAAUGUUCAAAUAAAAUAGUAAAUUUAAUUUGAUUACUGGAAACAGUUACUUUUAAUUGUAAAACUUUCAGGUAGCUUUAAAAUACUAUCUUAAAGGACUUGA
Messenger RNA from Paramecium sonneborni, 679 nucleotides. Lineage: Eukaryota; Ciliophora; Oligohymenophorea; Peniculida; Parameciidae. The record is from the annotation of a GenBank genome assembly.